Molecule: messenger RNA, 1701 nt
Organism: Phaedon cochleariae (mustard beetle)
Lineage: Eukaryota; Metazoa; Arthropoda; Insecta; Coleoptera; Chrysomelidae
Source: the annotation of a GenBank genome assembly
GGUCUAUGGUUUCGACCUGCCUAGUGCCUCCUGCAUUUCAUGAGAUCCUAAUACAAAUCUGAAGUUUUCAUCCGAAUGGGAAUUUCCGCCAAUCUCCUAGCCUUAGAUCAUACAGCCUAGCAACUACAAUUCCUACAACACCGUACUACCGUAGUUGUACUAACCACACUUUUUUCAAACAAUAAGGGAGUAAGAUUCAAGAUUAGAAACAUGAAUUUGACCAAGUUAGGAUUGAAGAUUAGAUGUAUUUCAAGCAGAAGAUUUUUUGGCACUCGUAGAAGAAAAUAUCCAGUAGAUCCAGAAGAGGCAAAUAAACUACCUGUUUUUCAAUAUAACGUGAGCAAGAAAGGUUAUAGAAGAGUAUUUACGUGGGGAAAUAUAUAUACUGGAGCACUAGGCAUACCAUAUAUGAAAUCAUCUGAUGAUCUUGAGAAACAAGAUUGUUUGAAAUAUCCUAAAAGGGUAAGAAUAGGAGAAACAUUUGAAGUUACAACAGCAGCUUGUGGUUUUGGUUUCUCAAUUUUUGCAGUGAAAAGUGAGACAGAUGAAAAGCUCUAUGGUACAGGUAUAAACACUGAUUCACAGAUUGGUUACCAUGAGGUACGGCAAGGAAAACCCCUGGAAAUUCUUUUUCAACCCAAACCAAUACACUUACCUUUCAAAAAUCCUAGGGAAUCAAAGGUUAUCAAAGUAUCUGCAGGAAGAGCACAUACAGCCAUUCUUACCAAUGAAGGAAUAUUUCUUCUAGGAAAUAAUGCUUAUGGGCAAUGUGGAAGGAGUAUUAUAUCAGAUGAGAAUUAUAUCAUGAGUAAUUAUGUAAACCACAUUGAGAAAAUCAAUGGCAAAACUAUAAUAGAUAUUGAAUGUGGACAAGAUCAUAGUUUAGCACUUACAGAAGAUGGUGCUGUGUUUUCUUGUGGCUGGGGUGCUGAUGGUCAGACAGGACUUGGCCACUUUGACAACUGGGCAGAAUUCUCCAGAGUAAAGGGAGAUAUAGAAUCAGAAAAAAUCACUGAGCUCACUUGUCGUUCUGAUUUUGUAUUGGCUUUGAAUGAGAAAGGUGAGGUAUUUGGAUGGGGCAACACUGAAUAUAGCCAAAUGACUGAAGCAAAUGAAGAUCAACAAAUUUCAACACCAAGACACAUAAAAAUGUUGGACCAAUUAGGGAAAAUCAAGAGUAUAGCAACUGCAGGCUCAUUCUGCAUAGUAGUCAAUGAUGAUGGUAAUGUAUUUUCUUGGGGUUAUGGAUUAUUGGGUGCUGGUCCUGAGGCACAACAAUCCAAAGUACCCAUUCACAUUCCCUCUACCCUCUUUGGUAAAAAUCACUUCCAGGUAGAUAGCAAAGUGGUUAAGGUAAAAUGUGGAUUGUAUAAUGCUGCUGCCAUCACAAAUUUUGGAGACUUGUACAUGUGGGGACGAAAUAAGUAUGGAUGUCUUGGAUUAGGGAAUGAGAAGGACCACGAUGAGGAUAUGAAAGAGUUGUUAGAACUUAUUGAAGUUCCAAAGACUAAUGCAUAUUUUGAGGAAGUGGUGCCACAGUUUAGCGAUGAACAAUACAUAGAGCAUUUUCUAUUAACUCGAGAAAUGACCGAAGAGUUGGCAAAUCGAUAUGCUAAUUCUGAUUAUUAUAAAUGGCAGGAAGGAGAUUCAGAGAAGGUUACUCCACGUCACUCCAUGUUAGGAGACUUGCCACUUGUCUAA